Molecule: messenger RNA, 573 nt
Organism: Penicillium bovifimosum
Lineage: Eukaryota; Fungi; Ascomycota; Eurotiomycetes; Eurotiales; Aspergillaceae
Product: Rpp14/Pop5 family protein
Exons: 2
Coding region: 1-573 (190 amino acids)
Biological process (GO): tRNA 5'-leader removal
Cellular component (GO): ribonuclease P complex
Molecular function (GO): ribonuclease P RNA binding
Source: RefSeq, a predicted model, not a curated record
AUGGUCCGCCUCAAAAGCCGCUACCUCCUCAUCGACAUCCUCUACCCAGACCCAUCAACCUGGCCCUCAACACCAACCUCCAAACCCCCCAACCCCCAACUAGCAAUCCACUCCCCAACCUCCGACACCCUGACACCGGGCUUCCUGGCCAAGAUGAUCCGCGAGUCCGUCGCCGAACUAUACGGUGACUGGGGAAUCGGCAAGCUAGGUGGUGCCUCAGCCAGUGGUAUAACAAUAAAAUACCUUUCGCCCGCAACAUCAACAGCAAUAAUCCGAUGUCCCCGCGCUGCUUUCCGCCUCGUCUGGUCUGCGCUUACUUACAUGUCCGGCGUGCCGGAACCGGGACAGAAGCGCGCGGGGACGGGUCGUGAACGCGGGUGUGUAUUUCGCGUUUUAAGAGUUUCUGGGACUAUGCGCAAGGCGGAGGAGGAGGCUAUUCGACGGGCGAGGAGGGAGAUUGUAAGGGUUAAGGAGGCAGAGGAGAGGGGGGUUCUUGGGGGACUUGCUGGUGGGGAAAUCGCUGUUGUUGAUUCUGUUAUGGAUGUGAGUGAGGAUGAGGGGAUGGAUGAUUGA